CUAAUAGACAUGUUGAUGGUUUGGAGGAAGUAACUAAUUGAUGAGACAACUUCAGUUUGUGUCCACUUUUUGUAGCUUUUUUAAAUUUCAGAAACGACUGCAAACUGACGUCUAUAUUUCUCUCUCUCCUUCAGUCAUAGUGGGACUCACUUUGCCAGUCAUGGGGAGGGCUGUGAUGCACAAGAAACACCGGAGAGACUCGGGUCAACAAGCUGACACUCCAUUCAACGUAGGACAGAUGCCGUGCAACAUGAAAGAGAUGCAGAAUGUGACGGGAUCUGUUGGACAGACCAUCACGCUGCGAUCUGGAGUCACAAAGAUCCAACCAGACAACCUGGUGACUUUGUCUCGAAUCAGAAAUUCGGAAGAAGAAACAUUGUUUAGUUGUAAUGGGAUGCUCAAAUCACCACCUGAGCGGUUUGGGUUGCACCUCCACAUGGACACUGUAAACAUCACAAUUGACAACCUUAACAGCAGUGAUGCUGGACUUUACAGAGUGCAGAUUUUCAACGGACAUUCUGUAAACCAGUGCUUCAAUCUCACAGUCAAGGAACAUCCUGCAGAGGUAUCUGGUGAUGAUCAACAGUCUCAUGGCCGUGUGGGUUUGUUUGGCACCGUUGGAGUAGUUGUUGUUGCUGCUCUUAUCUCCAUACUGGUCAUUCGUCGAAGGAUUUGCGCAGAUUAUGGCCAACGGUGCCCUUGUUUUCGGAGAUGCUAAUUCAUCUGCAGAUCCAUCUGUGGUCUACCGUGACGACCCAGUGUGACAGUGAGAGUGUCCAGUAACCAGAUGUGCUUCAGCUGUGAUCAUCAACACUGGACUCUUAAGGUGUACACGUGAUUUUAGGAGGAGCAGAUUAAAUACCACAUGUGCAUUAAUAUGAACUAUAAGCUGUAAUGGGCCAAAAGCAGUCUGUGCCCCUGACAUCUCACCACCAGCACUUUUACUUCAUUCAGAACAACCAUCUAUUCUUUCUCCACUGCCACCUUUUUCACUUCUCCUCAGUGGCCAUUUGUUCAUCCAGAUGUAAGAUGACAGUAUUCUUCAGAAUGUAUGUUACAUUUUUUUAAACAAUUUCAGAAACAGAAUCUCAGAAGGCUAAGAUUUUAAAUGUCAUUGAAUGAAGUAUUUAAAUAAUGUGUAGGUUAAAGUCUUUCUAUAAUAUGAUGCUGCUUUAGAAAAGAUGGUUGGUGAGUGAGAUAUAAGGUUGUUCAGCAGGAGAACAAUUUUCUGUUUUCUUAACUGUUUCCACCUUGUUUUACUUUAAAUGCUAAGACGCGAUCACAAAGAGGUUUCUAUAAAGAGUAGAUAUGAACAGCUUAUGAUUUGGCCAUAAAAAAAAAAAUCAGUUUGCUUUAAUUUCUAUCAGAGCAGGUUUGUAUCUCUCUACCUUUGAAAAGCUCUUAGAAACCCAGCUUUUUAACAACCAGAAAAUGAGACUAACUCAGACUGACCGUGCACUUUUCUUUUCGUUGCUCAUAUUUUUGCACUUGUUGGAUUGUAUAGUAUUGUACGUUUGUACAAACGUUGUAUGGUAUUUUUUUUUUUAAGUAGCUUUGGAUAACUACCAAUUGAAUUGUUGUAGCAUGUAACAGGAUGGGUUUGCAACCACAGGUCAUACGGUCUAACUUUGGCGGUCAGGGACCAUAUGCACGAAGCAACCUAAGGCUAAAAAUACCUCCUAGUGACAUUAUUCUAAGAAAAAUCUUAGAAUUUAUCAAAUUCUUAGACAUUUCUUAGAAUCUUCCCUUGGUAAGAUGAAAGUUGUCCACAAAACACCUU
Thalassophryne amazonica is the source of this 1780-nucleotide messenger RNA. RefSeq lists its product as uncharacterized. The transcript has 4 exons. Bases 41 to 718 code for a protein of 225 amino acids. Lineage: Eukaryota; Metazoa; Chordata; Actinopteri; Batrachoidiformes; Batrachoididae. The record is from RefSeq and is a predicted model, not a curated record.